Actinia tenebrosa (Australian red waratah sea anemone) is the source of this 738-nucleotide messenger RNA. RefSeq names its product substance-P receptor-like. The record is from RefSeq and is a predicted model, not a curated record. Gene Ontology annotation, molecular function: G protein-coupled receptor activity. Gene Ontology annotation, biological process: G protein-coupled receptor signaling pathway. Lineage: Eukaryota; Metazoa; Cnidaria; Anthozoa; Actiniaria; Actiniidae. Gene Ontology annotation, cellular component: plasma membrane.
AUGUCCACAGGUAUAGCUUUGUGCAAGGUUGUCAAUUUCGUCGAAAAGGUUUCCAUCACCGUUUCCUUCCUUCAUCUCGGCGCCYUGGCYAUCGAUCGCUUCCUCGCUGUAUUCUACCCAUGCAAGUCAAUGGUCUCUAUCAGAUCUUCUAAGAUUACUGUAGCCAUAAUAUGGGGCUUCUCUAUCUGUUACUGGGGACCGAUUCUCUACUUCGGGGGUCUCGGAGUAAAAGAUGGACAAACGGUGUGUGCCGUCAGAGAGUUCACUCCCUACUGGGAAUAUUGGUACGUGUUGUUUCUUGUUCUUCUGUUCGCUACACUCGUGCUUAUACUGGUGUUGUACUUGCUUGUGGCCUUCAAGCUGUGGCUCCGUAAGCUGCCUGGACACCAGAUGUCUUCUAUACUGAAAGGAGUGGAUCGUUCCAAGAGGCGUAUGGCACGGAUGAUUUCAAUUAUCGUUGCAGCUUUUUAUAUUUGCUUUUUACCUUACUGGAUCGGGUGGAUCUCUUGUUCGUAUCUCGUAACACAACUGAAAACAACCUGCAACCCUACUUAUGAGUUUAUCAGUAUUCUGUUACUGCACUCCAACUGUUCCAUCAAUCCAAUCAUCUGUCUCUUGUUCAACUUACAGUAUCGCUUGGAGUUGAAGAUCUCUUUGCAGGAUCCUCUUGGUCUACGCGUUAAAGCGAUGAGGAUUAGUUAUCGAAGGCGCAAGACGUCCGARCCAUUGUCACGAUAA